AUGGCCCCCAAGCUCAAAAUCGCAGCCAUCCAGGCGGAGCCGGUCUGGCAAGACCUCGAGGGCGGCGUCACCAAGUCCAUCACCCUCAUCGAGGAGGCCGCCAAGCAGGGCGCCAACGUCGUUGGAUUUCCCGAAGUCUUCAUCCCCGGAUAUCCAUGGAGCAUCUGGGCUAAGUCCCCGACGGACAACGCGACCUUCAUGGACGAAUACUUCCGCAACUCUCUCGUAAAGGACUCGGACGAGAUGAGGCGCAUCUGCGCCGCCGUCAAGGAGGCUAAGGUCUUCGUCGUGCUCGGCUACAGCGAGCGCUUCAAGAACACCCUGUACAUCGCCCAGUCCUUCAUCGACGAGAACGGCGUCAUCGUCCACCACCGCCGCAAGAUCAAGCCUACGCACGUCGAGCGCGCAUACUGGGGUGACGGUCAGGGCGAGUCCCUCCAGACCGUUGCGCCCAGCACCCUCUACCCGUCCGUCAAGAUUGGCGGGCUCAACUGCUGGGAGCACACGCAAACGCUCCUCCGGUAUUACGAGUACGAGCAGAACGUCGAUUUGCACGUCUCCAGCUGGCCAGUCAUUUGGCCGCACCCAACCAACAAGGACGGCGAGCGGGACCCGGACUGGCCGGGCCACAUAUCGGACGAGAUGAGCUUGCGAUUCUCGCAAAUUGUCGCGCUCGAGGGUGCGUGCUUCGUCAUGGUCUGCACGCAAGUCGUCAGCGAGGAAUCCAAGAAGAAGUGCCGCAUCGACGAGUUCGGUUACGCUAACAGCACGCCGGGCGACGGCGGCGGCUUCAGUAUGAUUUAUUCCCCUUGGGGCGAGGAGCUCGUCAAACGGCCUCCGCCGGGGGAAGAGUGUAUCCUAUAUGCUGACGUCGACCUGGCCGAAAAGACCAAAGCCAAGCAGAACCUGGAUAUCGUCGGACACUAUUGCCGGCCUGACCAGCUGAGCUUGCGCGUGAACAAGUAUCCUGCGCGUCCAGUCUUCUACGCGGCUGAGCCCUGA
Molecule: messenger RNA, 1002 nt
Organism: Colletotrichum destructivum
Lineage: Eukaryota; Fungi; Ascomycota; Sordariomycetes; Glomerellales; Glomerellaceae
Product: Putative nitrilase/cyanide hydratase, carbon-nitrogen hydrolase
Exons: 3
Coding region: 1-1002 (333 amino acids)
Molecular function (GO): catalytic activity
Source: RefSeq, a predicted model, not a curated record